UCUUCACCAGUGCUUUAAGUAUUAUAUAUGAGAAGUGUUUAUGUGUUUCAAUUGGAUAGGAAGAACACACACUGUUAGAAGACCACAGGAACUAUUCUAAUACAUUUGGACAAUUUAAAUCAAAGUUAAGAAUUUAACGACGACUGCAUUAAAAAGAUAAGUUUGCUCAUGCUCAGGUAGAAGAAACACGUGAGUGUCUACAACAGUGUGAAGCAAUAAGUAAAAGAUAGAAGUUUAUCCCGGAUUACAGCUUUAAUACGAUGCGACAAAUCAAUCUGGAUUACAACUUUAAUGUAACAAGACAAAUCAAGGACAUUACAUUAUCCCGAUUAAACUUCUGUGCUAAUUAAUUAGACUGGCUUGGUUAUUGAAAGGAUAACCAGUACGGGUGAUGUCAUCGAACUCUUUUAUCCAGUAGCACAAACCGAGCACGAAUAUGCGUUUUAAAUUGGUCGCAAUGUAAUGUGAAUUAAGUAUAUUAACCAACAUAUUAAACCGUUUUAUAGGGCAUUGGUAAAUGGGUUUGGACAAAAAACGGAUUCCAAUGACAGCCCUGUAAAUUGUUUAGCACGUCUGCCCAGAAUUACCAAGUGAAGCUGUCAGAAUACAGAAAGAUUCCUCGGGUAUCCAUUUACGUGAUUUGUGUGCUUAUCAAGAGGAACAAGCCUAGCUGAUUGAAUAUAUGGUUAAAGAUACAGCAGGACGACUCAAAAUUUAAAGGGAUUUAUAGUUUGGAUUCUACGUCAGUGCUGACCGAACAACGUUUACAGUUCAAUGUUGAUGAUUAUAAUAAAUUACAAAACGGCUGAACAAUCUUUACAAAUUUCUCGAAAUGACACAGAUCUUCAAUUCGCGUCCGAUUUAUUUACGCAUUGGAAGAAAAAAGACCACUUCCUUAGGAUAGAUACUCUGGUUACGUCAUUUCCUGUAGAAAUAAGAAGAUUUUUUAAUGGGCGGGGAUGCUGUCAGUACACGUCCUGUCUCCAAUAGCAGGGAGAAAUCACUCUGGUUUCCAAGAUUUCGUAAAAGAGGAGAGAAGAUCCUACACAGUAAACAUAUUGUAAUAUUUGUGAUAUUUUUAACUAUUUCUGAUUGUGCACUGGUUAUAGGGGAGCUUAUAUUGGAUUUAUACACAGUAAAAAAAUCGUUAGAGAAAUUAGAGGAAAGGUCAUCUCGCCUAAUGGACGGAUUAGAGUCCAAAUAUCCGAGCGAGUUCUCGGGAGAUUCCAGGAUGUUGGAUAUAGAUUACGUGAUAGACCGGUUGUUUCAUGCGGAUAUUCAGUGGGGUGCUGGUGUUGAUAUAUUUCAGAGUAACGUGACAACGGAUUAUAGUGCGCGGAAUAAUACACCACAUAACGAAACAAGACAUAGGCGAUAUGCGCAGCGUACGGAUGAUUAUUAUAUUCAGAGUGCUAUGAACAGGACAAAUGAGACUGCGGUGAGACAUGUGUAUUGGGAAAAAAACGAUCACACAUAUGCGGAGUAUGUAGCCCAUUGCUUACAUUACGCCAGCUUAUCAGUCCUCUCAAUUUUACUUAUAGAGGUUUCCUUAAAGAUUUUGUGUGCUGGAUCUCAUUUUGUAAAAAGAAAAAUUGAGGUUUUUGAUGCUGUGAUUAUUUUACUCUCGUUUAUAGUAGAUCUGAUAUUCCUCAAGGGAUUAUCAAAUUCUGCUAUUAGUGAUCCAGUUUUUAUACUUGCUUUUCUCUUGCCGUGGAGAGUUAUACGGGUAGUCAAUAGUUUAGUUGUAGCUGUGAUAGAUCAUGAACAUGUCAAACUUCGACUUCUUUACAGUCGGAAAAAGAAACUUGAUAAAACUGUCGAUAAUUUGAGGAAUGAGGUGGAUGAACUUAAGAGUUUAUUACAUGAAGUUCGUGCAUUUUGUAUAAAAGAUGGAAUGGAAGAAUGGAAGAUUGAUAAUUUAUUAGGAAAAUUUGCACCCCGAAGACGAAAAGAUUCAAAAUUUUACAGUUUGGUAAAACUGGUGAUGAGCACAGCAUCCGUUGCUGAUGACAAAGAGUCUGUUAGUUCCGGUUCCAUGGACCUGGAGAUUAAUCAGUUUGCCCGAAGAGAAAGUGUGUUAAAUGAGUAUGAUGGUUGUAGUACAAGUAAUGAGAAUACCGUAACCAGUUAUAAUUUCCUCUCAGUACCCAAUGCUUACGAUUCACGCUCACUCAACUCCGACAACGACAUAUCAAUUAGUUCGCGUCGUUCAUCCAUCGAUAGUUCUAGUCGACGAAGUUCCUUUAAUGAUGUGAAUCUACCUGUCCCAGAAUUCAUAAUCACUAACCCGGAACUGAAUACUCAAAUACCCUCGGAUGCUGAGUCCAUCGAACAACAGCAGCUUUUGCCUGAUAAAAAGGGAUCGACCAAUCAAGUUAGCCCUAUCCUGACCCGAAAAGAUUUGCCAAAUAGUCUGAGUCCUUACAUGAGCCGUAAAAACUUAUCCAAUCAGCUGAGUCCAUGCACGAGUAGAAAGUCUUCAAACAGUCAACUCAGCCCAUGCUUAAAUAGAAAAUCCUCAGCUUCUCAGCUUAGUUCGUGCUUAAGUAGAAAAUCCUCAAAUACUCAACUGAGUCCGUGCGUGAGUAGGAAUUCCUCACCCACUCAACUGAGUCCGUGCUUGAGUAGGAAAUCAUCAACCAAUGAUAUCAGCCCUUGCUUAAGUAGAAAUAAUUCUGCCACUCAGCUAACCCCUUGCUUGAGUCGAAACAGUUCAGCUAGUGACUUGAGUGGUAACUGUAACAGGGAAAGGGUAAAGCGUUCACCACACCGAGUUAAUUUUGUGUUAUCUUAGUGUUAAAUGUUUUUUGUCAUGAUGAUGUGGGGUAAGAGUGUUCUAAGUUCCAGGAAGCAGUACAACCAGUACAGGUGGAUUAAAUGUGUAUCAAUAUGAACCUAGAAAAUAAGAUGUAAAUCCAAGAUGGAGUAGUAUUAAAACAAGAUGGAGUAACAUCCGGUGAAUAGUAAAUGUAGCCAGUGGAGUUGUUUUCAAAGAUGAGUUUUAAACAAAGUCUAAAAUACUUCUGUCGACAAAUGUGUGAACCCUACCAGCACACUGAGAUACUGAAAAUUUGAAGAAACGCUGCAAUAUUAGUUUUAACGGGUCAAUUUUACAAUACAAAAACAGCUUCCUUGUAGCGGGUCAAUUUUACAAUACAGAAACAGCGUUCUUGUCCUGCUGUAUCGUUUAAAAAAUAUAUACAUUUAUGUUGCUAUGAUUUGGUAUAAAGCAUGACAUUUUUAUUUAAAUUGCUGUCAAAUUUUUAAUGGUCAGUUGCCUCUCAAAUGUUCUGUUUGGUUUGAUUACCUAGCCCAGCAGUUUUGUGGUUACUCCAUAUUCCUGAAGGCAGUAGUUACAGCAUUACCAUGAUUUGAUUUGAGUAGUUCACAUUCCCUUGUAGAUACUAGCACACAAACCAGCAAAUAUUUCACAAUAUGCUCAAAUAUGUCAACAUUUUGUUAGCAAGCACCUGUUUAUUUUGACAUUCAAUGGCUUUGUGACGAUGUGUUUGAAAGACUAUGAUGGCCCAAAACUUCCCUGAGUUAUAGCAAUGCUAUGCUGGCCAUUUUACCAUCAUGUUCAUGUCUGUAUUGUCAUAUGAUUGUUCAAAAUGGCAUAUCCUCAAUUACCAAAUAUGGGAUCUGAGAGGUCCAAGGGACUAUUUUAAUGGCCGCAUAUGAGCCCCAAAGGUUGGGCAAUCUGAUUUUUUGGGGAGAUGGGUAAAGUGACGAAAAAAAAUUAAUAUAUCAUCUAUAUGGCAAAACAAAUGCCUGGAAUCUAAUAAAACACUAAUCUUACUUUUCUUUUAAUUGAAUACCACAGAUUUGUACUGAAUUGACUAUGGAUUAAAACAUGCAUUUGCAGCAGGUAAAAUUUUCGAAAUUUUCUCAGGGAGUGCAAGGACCCCAGACCCUGCGAACACCAGCUUUGCCGGCAGCGACUACAUGGUCUUAACGAUUGAUUGGUUAUUUGGAAUUCAAGUCAACUUGACCACACUGAAUAGUAGGAAAACGCGUUCACAGCCAUUACAUUUCCAUCUGUCUCCCAAAGGUUGCAUCGCCAUGGACUGUAAAUGAUUGAUUGGUUGAUUGAAAUGCAGUUAAGCUAUAUUAAGCCAUGGGAUGGAAUAGCAGAAAAACACUUUUUACCAGAUUAUCUUGGGGAGGCCCAUACAUGGUAAGCUCUGCAUCUAUAGCAUGCCCCCUGUGAGCGGAAAUUUUUUCACCGGGCCCGUAUGACUAUGAAUUGGCGAAAGAUUUUCUAAGCUUUAUGAUUGAAAGGUGAAAGGUCAAGGAACCUAUUGACGACUCCUGACUACAGGAAAAUUAGGGGAUACUUUAAUAUAGUUUAGUGGUAUAAAUGAAAAUAUGACAUCGGUACUCGUUUAUAUUAAACACUUGGCUUUGAACGCUAGCCGAAAAAUGUCUGCUCACCUUGUUCCGUUUUCACUUUGUUAUAAUUAAUUAUCAAAUAUAUAUAUAUAUAUAUAUUGUAGAUAAAGAUUAUAUAUAUACAUGCACUUUCCACACUGGUAGUUAUAUUACUGUUCAGUAUAUACAUGUAAAUAUAUUGUACAUUUUUAUCGUUAUAAAUAGAAACCUAGUGAUUUAGAAAUCUAACACUGGCUUUAAAAAAACACACAACAACUGUGUAUAUUAUAUAAUAGUGACAAGUUUUUUUUUUUAAAGAGAAUAUGACACCCAGAAACGGUUAAUAAUUAAAUAUUGUGAUAAUCAAUGUAACAAAAAUAUCAUAGACUUAUUAUUGUUUUGAACAAUUUUUAUUAUUAUUAUUAAUGUUAAUAGUAUAGACUUAUUGUUUAAAACAAUUAAUAUUAUUAUUUAAAGGGGGACAACUGAACUAGAAUAAGUUGUCCGUAACAUAGCGUUUUUUUUUUUAUAGAGAAUAAGACAUCCAGAAAUGGUCAAUUAUUAAAUAUUGUGAUAAUUAAUGUAAAAAAUAUUAUAGACUUAUUAUUAUUUAAAGGGGCACAACUGACCCAGAAUAAGUUGUCUAAUUGUUUUAAAGCAUUAUUAUUAUUAUUUAAAGGGGAACAACUGAUAAAGAAAAAAAUUAGCCUAUAACAAUAUUUUGAUGAUUUCAGAUCUUUUAAGAUUUAUGAGUAUGGCACCAUUAUUAUAUAAUGUCAACUUUCAGAUGUAUUUGCAAUAAUUAUUAAUAGUCCUGUAAAUAUAGAGUGAAAACAUAAAGCCACACAAGACAGCGACUGUCAACAAAUUGAUGUUCAGCAAUCUUCAUUCAUUAAAAUAGCAAUGCUCAAUAAGUACUGUUUGAAAAAUAGAUAAGGUCAGCCAUCUCAGUUGUUAUGACUACUACCAGUUUAAAGGAAUGCUUUACAGUACUAGGAGAUUCAUUCAUUUUCAGUCCUUCACAUUUAAGUUGAGCUUUCGCUGCUGCUCCUCUCGACGCACCUCGACUUUCCUUCUCGGAAGUCAUUAAAGACACCUGUAAAUUAGUUAAAUCGCUCUCCUAAAUAUUGAGAUUAAUAAACUACUUUCAGUUUUUGUUUAUUUUCAAACUGCAUACGUUUGAGCUAUCAGUUUCCAUGAUGAUAAUUCUGAUGUUACCCUAUUAACCGAACAUAUUCACCAAAUAUAAAUACAAUUUGGCUCUCCUUAAUUCAAGAAAAUCUAGAAUUACUCUUGCAUUAUAAUUAAAAAGAAUUUUUUUACAGGAGUUUUUUUCUCAUUUUUAAAAUUUUAUAAACGUGAAGGACUGCAAUUUGGUUACAAUCUAUUGUAUUUAGUUCAAGACUUUUCAAAUGACAUUCCGUGAAAAUUUUAGAUUUUCUGAAAUGCGAUUCACAUAAACAUCAUGUGAUAAUAUGUCCUCCACCUGUAGGCAUUCACAACUUACUAACUAAAUAUUCUAAAAAAAAUCAAACUAAGCAAUAUUGGGAGAUUAUCUUAUCGUGUUAAUAAUAGUUGUAUCACUAUUUACCAAUGACCUUAUCCGCUUUUGAAACUUGGAAAAAACAACAAUUAUUGGCAUGGACUAUUCUAAGUAAAUUUCGAUGAUUGCUAAUAAAAAGUUAUAUUUACUCAAGCCUGACAGAAAUGUAGAAAUGAUUCUUCAUCUUGAAACAUGAUUCUAGUAACUUUCACUGGCAGCGCAAGUGGACUGGAUAAUCAAGACUAAGUAUCUCAUGCAUGUCAAUAAUUCCUUUUUUGUUAAUAUUCGUAUGAGUAGGGGGUGGGAAGGGGGAGAUAAUUCUACUGAAAUGACGAAAAACAAAUUAUACAAUGCAAUAUUUAAAACUAAACUGACAUAUCAAAUUGUACAGCAUGUGGAGUUGUCCUUUAAGUAAAAUAAAAACCUCCCCCUUGAUUGAGCUGGUUGGAGUCCGUGAAUGAUGCAUGGGUUGUGAUAAUAUUUGCCCAAUCCUUAAUCUCAAUCGCUGAUUAGUAUUUAACUUUGUGAACAUUUAAACAGUAGGUUGCUCUAAUCAACAUUCCGGUUCGUAUAUUCCCGAAUCGGGGAGUCAGACAAUGAUAGGUCUCCUUCAAGGGGUCCGUAUUUAUCAUUAUUAUUUACAAGGAGAUGAAGCGACUAUUGUUAUAGUUCUUAUAUGUAUAGUUUUUGUUAUAAGUUAGUUGUUUUGUUUAAAUAUUAAAAGAUGUAAUUAAAAGACAU
Molecule: messenger RNA, 6655 nt
Organism: Patella vulgata (common limpet)
Lineage: Eukaryota; Metazoa; Mollusca; Gastropoda; Patellidae
Exons: 9
Coding region: 950-2794 (614 amino acids)
Biological process (GO): proton transmembrane transport
Cellular component (GO): plasma membrane
Molecular function (GO): voltage-gated proton channel activity
Source: RefSeq, a predicted model, not a curated record